AUGACGACGAUGUCCGAUCUUCCACGGGAUUUGGUGGUGAGGAUACUCUCUAGGGUUCCAUUGACAUGUAUGAGAAGAGUGCGAUUCACAUGCAAAAAGUGGAACUCUAUAUCCAAAGAUCCGAGGUUUGUAAAGAUGCACAUUGAUAACGCGGCGAGGCAGUUAAUAAUAAUGAUGUCUGAACACAGGCUUUGGUUAAUGAGCGUAAAUCUCCAUGGAUACGAGGACGAAGAUCAGUUGGAGGGAAUAGGUAAGCUUACUAGCUUAACUAACAACAACAAUUCAGAUGAUCAAGUGGAGAUAUCAAAAGUUUUUCACUCCAACGGCUUACUCUUAGUCUUGCCCACGGACAAGACUAGGCUCGUGUCUAAUUCAUGGAGGGUUCUUGAUGGCAUCACCCCUGACGACUGGGAGGUAAAUCCGUAUAAACGUGGCGUGUCGGUGUCUUUAAAGGGUGAUACUUACUUUUUUGCUAAAGAAAAAUUAGUGGAGGAUGCGCAAGGAUACGUAAAUCUGGGGGACGUCCAAGAUUUCUUGAUCUGUUUUGAUUUUACAAGUGAGAGAUUUGGACCGCGGCUGCCUCUGCCAUUUCACUCUUACCCGGACGAUACCGUGACUCUUUCUAGUGUUAGAGAAGAGCAGCUUGCAGUGUAUUAUCUGCGCGACACGUGGACGAUGGAGAUUUGGGUUACGGAUAAGAUUGAGCCCAAUGUGGUGUCAUGGAACAAGAAGGUCUUCUUAGCAGUGGAUUUGGAACCACUCGUUGGUCCUAUUCAUCAGUUUGCUUAUCAGGGUGGCCUUUUCUUCAUUGAUGAGGAGAAGAAAAUCGCUGUGGUAUUCGAUAAAGACCAAUACCUUAUCAACGACAGAGCUUACCUGAUUGGAGGGAAUGGAGGAUACUACAAAGAAGUGGAUCUCGGAUACCUGAAUGGACAUAAUGGUAUCCAACAAGUAGAAGAUGUUAUGCCACCUGAUGAUGAUGAUGAUGUUAUUGCCCCUCUCGGAUGCUCGUAUUCUCCUAGUUCGGUCAAGAUCCAGCAUGGUAUUGGUGCGCGAGGCAAAAGGAAAGAACGAGACUAA
Camelina sativa (false flax) is the source of this 1080-nucleotide messenger RNA. NCBI's taxonomy places the organism in Eukaryota, Viridiplantae, Streptophyta, Magnoliopsida, Brassicales, Brassicaceae. The record is from RefSeq and is a predicted model, not a curated record.